Messenger RNA from Haemonchus placei, 366 nucleotides. The record is from the annotation of a GenBank genome assembly. NCBI's taxonomy places the organism in Eukaryota, Metazoa, Nematoda, Chromadorea, Rhabditida, Trichostrongylidae.
AUGGCACAACUAGUAGAUGACAAUAUGGUGUGGUGCUGCGGGAACCAGUGGAGAUGCGUAGAUGGCGUUGACGUUGAAUGCGCACAAGGAGACGGGGACGAACAAGCUACUGCGACAACGACGGCGACGAGUCUGGAUGAUGCAAUCGUCGGGUCGUACUGUACCUUCCCGGUGGGACCGAGGUGCGCGCCACACCAGCCGACCUAUAAGUUGUCCGAACGGCACGACACCCUGCAAUUCUACAACGCCUUGUCAGGCCGUCUACCUCAGGUGUGCAUGUCGGCUGGGCGGUUAUUUAAAAAUGAAUGUUCGAAGCGUCAGGGAACCCUACUGCGAAUUCCAUUCUUGCAAAAAAAAACACAUUGA